AUGGCCAGCAAAAGAACUCGUGAUGCUUUCGAAGCCGACUUCCAGGCGCAGAAUUCUCCCUACGUUUUCUACGGGACUGCUCUUCCUCCACUGGACGCAGGCGCCCGCGACGAUGGAUCAUAUGUGCCGGUUUGGAAGCAGGAGGUGACCGAUGACCGGGGAAGGAAACGCCUACAUGGCGCCUUCACCGGUGGUUUCAGUGCCGGGUACUUCAACACUGUCGGGUCAAAGGAAGGCUGGACACCCGCGACAUUUGUGUCCUCGCGUCAGAACCGGGCUAAGGAUGCGCGAAAACAGCGUGCAGAGGAUUUUAUGGACGAGGAAGAUAUUCGUGAAGCGGAAGAAUCGCGGAACCUACAGACGAACAAUGAAUUCUCGGGAUUUGGGUCUACGGCCACCGACUCGUUACGCCGUGGCGGGCUGAUGGAUAUCUUCAAAACGUCCGGUGAAACUGUCGGUGUGAAGCUUUUGAAGAAGAUGGGAUGGAGGGAGGGUCAGGGUAUUGGCCCGAAAGUGAGGCGGAAAGCCGACCUAGGGGAUGGGAAAGCCGGACCCGGCAAUGCCGAGAAGACAUACCUAUUCGCACCGGAGAACCCACCGAUGGUUGCGUUCAUACGGAAGAAUGACUACAAGGGACUCGGUUUUGAAGGCGAAGCGCGUCUUGGCUCACGCCAGGAAGGUGAAAAAGCUGAUGAAGAUGAUGAUCCGUUCUUCGGACGGCGACUCAACGCCGGCAAACCUAACCGGUCAAAGGCCCAGAAACCCCGGCGAGGAGCAUUCGGCGUUGGCGUGCUCAAUGAUACCGGGUCUGAUGACGAGGAUCCCUACUCGCUGGGUCCCCAGAUUUCGUACAAUCGCACGAUUGGCGGUGAUAAGAAGAAGAGCAAAACAAAGCCUACGGAUGAUACGAGAGGCCUGCCCUCUGCCAACCCUCUUCUGAGCAACAAACCGGUCUUUAUUCCAAGGAAAGCGUCCAGUGCGAAAGGCGCUGCAGGUUUCAGGAAAUGCCAUGACGGCCGUCUUCCUUUGGAUGGUUUCCGACUCGCAGACGGCAUUUCGACCCUAACUCUAUCAUCGGACAAGAAAUAUGCGCCGCCCGAGAUCCCCAAGGAUUGGAAGUCUAAAAAGACGCCUGUGAAGGAACGGGAUGCCGCGAGCUACGUUUCUACCGCAGAGGCAGCGAGGGCAUCUACUCUAGAUCCUGUAUCGCGGGCAGCGAUAUUGGGAGAGGAUCAAUUACCCGCAAAGUCAAUCUUCGACUGGAUGACACCAGAAGGCCGGGCAAAAAUUGCGGAACUUACCGGGAAAACGGACCUGCCGCCGGCACUAGGCGAAAAGGCCCCAAAGGGCUACGAACUUUCAGAGUCACAGAGGCAGAAAGACAUCUGGGAUCUUGUUCCCAAGCUAGACAAGCAAGUAGCCGUUCAAGCUCUGACGCGUGCUGCUAGCGGUUGGAUGCCAUAUUCUGAGGAUGAAUCCAAACGAACCCGCUACCGUACGUUCCUCGAAAUCCGAGCUGGGCUUCGAGAUACCCUUCCGGAUCGCGUACCAGGAUUUACCACAAACGAAUGGGUUACAGAGCUCGAGGAGUUUGCUCGAGCAGCAGAGGUAUUCAAGCCCGUAUCGGGCGUGAUGGCCUCACGGUUCACGUCCGCCUCUUCAGGUCCCAAGGGCGCUUCAGAUGAAGCCAAGACAGAUACGGACGCGCCAUUACUCAGUAAACCCAGCGAAACGCCACAGGACCCAGUGAUAGAAGCUGCAAAAAUUGGCAUGUUCGGCCCAAUGACACGUACCGUCAUCUCGUUCUACCCCACCCGUUUGCUGUGCAAACGAUUUAACGUCAAACCGCCAAGCCAUGUGCAGGUCGACCCUGGAGAUCCCUCUAAUGGAUCUUCCUCUUCAGCAGCCCCAGGAAGUCGCUUUCAGUCCGCAGGAUAUCAAACAGAUAACAGACCGCGAGAGUUGGUAUCGCAAGACGUCAUGAAUCAGCUUAUGCUUGCGGCUGGUGGGGGCCCAGGCGGAGCUACGCUAGCCCCGUCAUCCCGUGGGGACUCUGCGAUGCGCGCGGCCCCAGGCCCAAGCCCAACGGCGCCCGUUGUCAUUGAAGCAGAUCGCAAUGAAGCGCUGGAGGGCGAACGGCCGGGUGAGGCGGUUUUCAAGGCCAUUUUCGGCAGUGAUGACGAAGACGAGGAUCAAGACGACUGA
This is a messenger RNA of Aspergillus nidulans FGSC A4, 2205 nucleotides long. Its product is annotated as putative G-patch domain protein. The transcript is spliced from 2 exons. Gene Ontology annotation, biological process: mRNA processing. Bases 1 to 2205 code for a protein of 734 amino acids. The record is from RefSeq and is a predicted model, not a curated record. NCBI's taxonomy places the organism in Eukaryota, Fungi, Ascomycota, Eurotiomycetes, Eurotiales, Aspergillaceae. Gene Ontology annotation, molecular function: nucleic acid binding.